UGGCAGGCCGUGUGUGUCAGUAACAUCGCCCCUGCUUUAUAAGACUCAGCAGCUGGGCGUUCUGCAUGUGUUCGUCCGAACGGGCAGCGGACGGCUCAUGUGCUGCGUUUAUUCCGCUGGACUUUCCCUGUCUUGAGCGCCGCUGUCAGUGUGUUAAAGAAGCGAUGAACGCAGAUGUCACGUCUCUGUGUCUGGAGAGGCGCUGGAGUCAAGAAGAGCCUGCCGAUCAAUCUUCCGCUCACGUGGUGCGUUGUGAGGCCGAAAGGUUCGAGAGCGGCGGCGAGGUCGGGCACUCCUCAAGAGUAUUGAGCAAGAAACCGCUGGCUGAUAACCCCUCGCUGUGAAGGAAACAUUCUGAUGUUCGGAGUGGAUUACGGAGCUGGAAAAAAGUCAUGUGUGGCCCUGGAGCACAAAACCAGUUCAUUUUUAUACUUCAUCUAUAAGCUGAAUAAAUAAUCUUUCCAUUGAUGUCUGGUUUGUUAGGAUAGAGUAAUACAAUUAUUAGAAAAUCUAAAUAUUGAGAAAAUUAAGUUCACUUAAAAAACGUCAUUCAUUGAAUUUACUAAAUGUUUUUAAGGUAAGUGGUUGCGAUCAACUUAUUUGAGCUACAUCUAAAUAAACAAUUUUAGUUGACACAUUUUUAUAUAUUUUUAUUAAAUGGUGCUAGAAUUGGUUGCAACCUUUUACCCCCAAACAUUUUAGUCUAAUGUUGUUUAAAUGAAGCAAUGCAUAUUACUAAUAAAAAGUGAAGUCUUGAUAUAUUUACAGUAGGACAUUUACCAAAGGUCUUCAUGGAACAUGAUCUUUACUUAAGAUCCUAAUGAUUUUUGGCCUAAAAGAAAACCCAUGCGAUGUACUGUCUGUGCUCCAGGGACACGCGUGCUGUGUUUAGAGCCGCUGCUAAAAGAAGAUGAAACUCAACAGAAGUGAAACACAGGUUAGAUCCCGAUGAUCAGCGGUCGAGACGGGCCGAGAGCGACGGACAGGACCCGGCCGAAGCCUGCCAGCCGUAAACACUCUCAGACCAUCGUCCGCGGGAGCCAGCCGCCGAAGGACGCCUCCAUCAACGGCCUGCUGGAGGAGUUUGACAGCAUCUCCGUCACCCGCUCCAACUCUCUGAGGAAAGAGAGUCCGCCGGGAGCCCAUCAGCCCGGCGGGAGCAAACCAGCAUCUGCUUCCACGUCCAACGCCGGCGGACCCGAGGAGAACGGCUUCGGACACUAUUACGGCCGCUUCUCAUGCGACCUGGACAGUAGUAAAGACUUCUCUCUAGAGGCGUACCGUGAGCGAGCCGUCCACGAUGGCGACUGGGCAGUCGGGCGGCACUACCGCUUCUCUCUCAGACAGAACGGCCAUCCCAUUCGCAGCCCUUUCUAUCCUGACGCCAUGCCGCAGAAGUCCUCCGACUACGCCAAAAUGCCGCCCGACUACCACGCCUACCUGGAGAGCAAGAUGCGGCUGUCCAGCGAUGAGAUGGCCAUGGGCGGCCGCAGGGAAUACUACCGCGCCUCUCUGGGGGGAUCCAGCCAGGACUACCGGGAGCAUCCGCUGGGAACGCCGUCGCGUGUCUCCAUCCACAGCGAGCAGAUGAGCUACCCCGACGGAGACUGGGGGUACGGAGCGGGAUUGAGAGACGAAUACGACAAGAGGCCCAAGUCCUCGUACAUCGGUCAGACGAGCCCCCAGCCGGCCAUUCGUCAGCGCUCGCGCUCGGGGUCGGGCCUGCAGGAGCCCAGCCUGCCCUACGGCAUCAGCGCGUUCAGAGCGGCUCCGCAGGGGCCCUACAGCUCCUACACGUACCCAAGACUGUCCGAGAACACGUCCUCACUCGUCAUGGGCAAGGGCGAGUAUGAGCGCGGGGCCCGUGAGGGGAGCCCACAGGGGCCGGGGCCCGAGACGUAUCAGCGCGUUCCCCUCAAACUACCUCAGAGCCACGGCAAGCCCGGUUACCCGGCGGGUCUCCAGUACCACUACCGGCCGGCACAGCCCAGUCCUCCCUACACCCCGCAGGGAGCGCACUCGCAGCCCUCCUCGCCCUUCACCCCGGGCCCCGGGGCCUAUCCACCGCCCAGCUGGGGCUCGGCCUCCGAGCAGCCGCCUUGCAGGGUUUCUCACGAACAGUUCCGGGCGGCGCUGCAGCUGGUGGUCAACCCGGGAGACCCCCGCGAGUACCUGGACAACUUCCUGAAGAUCGGCGAGGGAUCCACGGGCAUCGUGUGCAUCGCCACCGAGAAGCACAGCGGCAAACAGGUGGCCGUGAAGAAGAUGGACCUGAGGAAACAGCAGCGGCGCGAGCUACUCUUUAAUGAGGUGGUCAUCAUGAGAGACUACCAUCACGAGAACGUGGUGGACAUGUACAACAGUUACCUGGUCGGGGAUGAACUCUGGGUGGUGAUGGAGUUCCUAGAGGGCGGGGCCUUGACGGACAUCGUCACUCACACCAGGAUGAAUGAGGAGCAGAUCGCCACGGUCUGUCUGUCGGUGCUGAAGGCGCUCUCUUAUCUUCACACUCAGGGCGUCAUACACCGAGACAUCAAGAGCGACUCUAUCCUGCUGACCAGCGAUGGACGGAUCAAGCUCUCGGACUUCGGCUUCUGUGCUCAAGUGUCUAAAGAGGUUCCCAAGAGGAAGUCUCUGGUGGGAACGCCGUACUGGAUGGCUCCGGAGGUCAUCUCCAGACUGCCCUACGGCACGGAGGUGGACAUCUGGUCUCUGGGCAUCAUGGUGAUCGAGAUGGUGGACGGAGAGCCGCCGUACUUCAACGAGCCGCCGCUGCAGGCCAUGAGACGGAUACGAGACAACCUGCCCCCGCGACUCAAGGAGUCUCACAAGGUGUCCUCGGUUCUGCGGGCGUUCCUGGACCUGAUGCUGGUUCGAGAGCCGUCUCAGAGGGCCUCGGCCCCGGAGCUGCUCCAGCACUCGUUCCUGAAGCUGUCGGGGCCCCCGGCCUGCAUCGUCCCUCUGAUGCGUCACUACCGCCACCGCUAGUCUCAGACGUCUUCUCACGCUAAUGAGAAGAUGUAUUUUAGAGCAAUUGUAAGUUUUACUUGUACAGUUUUGAUAAACGGCAGUAUUUUUGUUGUGAUGUCACCAUGGUGAAAUGGGCAGUAUUACCUAGAACCUGAGAGUUUCUGCAAAAUAACCACAACAAUAAUUAUAGACUUUCCUACUGUUUAUAUUUGGUUUUUUUGAAGAUGGCCAUUGCAGACAGAUGAAUCCGAAUAUAUUUAUUUAUUCUACGUUUGUAGGUCGCGCCAGAGUUUUCUACGCUGGUUUGGUUCUGGUUUUCAGUAGUGUGGCCUUUUCACGCUCAUUCUCACGCGCGAUCUCUAGCAAUAUUCGGCACAAUCCUCGCGUGUUUCCUCGUGGCGUCUCACCCGUGUCUCAUGGCUCACUGUGAUGAUCUGGAAAUGCGUGUUUCUGUAGGACUCUUCAGAUCCGCUGUCGCGUCGCUUUUGUACGGUGAUCCUGCAUGUGUGUCACUAAGAGCUGCUUUCAAUAAAAAAACACAAACGCA
Molecule: messenger RNA, 3517 nt
Organism: Puntigrus tetrazona (Sumatra barb)
Lineage: Eukaryota; Metazoa; Chordata; Actinopteri; Cypriniformes; Cyprinidae
Gene: pak5
Product: p21 protein (Cdc42/Rac)-activated kinase 5
Exons: 8
Coding region: 949-2988 (679 amino acids)
Biological process (GO): apoptotic process; regulation of MAPK cascade; intracellular signal transduction
Cellular component (GO): cytoplasm
Molecular function (GO): ATP binding; protein serine/threonine kinase activity
Source: RefSeq, a predicted model, not a curated record